This is a messenger RNA of Notolabrus celidotus (New Zealand spotty), 3308 nucleotides long. It is a transcript of the gene aasdh, whose product is annotated as aminoadipate-semialdehyde dehydrogenase. Gene Ontology annotation, molecular function: protein binding. The record is from RefSeq and is a predicted model, not a curated record. Gene Ontology annotation, biological process: amino acid activation for nonribosomal peptide biosynthetic process. The coding region runs from base 90 to 3302 and encodes 1070 amino acids. Lineage: Eukaryota; Metazoa; Chordata; Actinopteri; Labriformes; Labridae. The transcript is spliced from 15 exons.
AAGCGGAUUUUCGAUGUAUUGCAGUUUAUAUCACUUCCGCAUUGGCUUCAUCGUUUGAGACCGGAGUUUGCCGCUUGGAUUAAACAGAGAUGAACAUGGCGGUUCGGACUCUGCAGGACCUGGUCUCCGCCGCCGCCUCUCUGCACGCCGACCGGGCAGCUGUGACUUAUGACAGCGGGUCGUUGUCCUGGACCCCGGAGUCCCUGCGGUACGGGGAGCUGGUGGAUCUGGCUGCGGAGCUGACUGCGGACCUACGGGAGACCUGCUCUGACAAUAACGGCAUGAUUGGGCUGUUCUGUUGCAGUGAUCUGUUCAUACCUGUGUGGAUUCUGGGGAUCCUGCAGACCCCUGCAGCCUACGUCCCCCUGGACCCUGAAAGUCCAGGCCUCCUCUCUGCCAGAGUCAUGAACCAAUGUGGCCUCAAGUACUGUGCUGUGAAGACUGACAUGCUGCAGCGGUUCCAGGAGACUCUUUUCAAACACGUCUCUGUGGAAGUCUGUGCUGAGCUGCCUAAGUUUAAAGUUUCAGUGGUGCAACUCAAGAUGCAGCCGGACCCUAAGGAGGUAUCUGGACUGAAGCAGAGCAGAGAUCGGACAGCAGAGGGCGCUGCUGCUGCGCUGAAAGAGGCUGGCCAUGCAGACUUGGCGUAUGUGCUGCACACGUCUGGAACCACUGGAGUCCCAAAGACUGUGAGGGUACCACACAGGUGUAUCCUCCCCAACAUCCUGCACCUGAGGUCUUUGUUUCAGAUGAGUGAAGAGGACGUGGUUUUCCUUGCCUCGCCUUUAACCUUUGACCCCUCUGUGGUGGACUUGUUCCUGGCUUUGUCCUCGGGUGCUCAGCUCCUCAUCGUCUCCUCUGUGAUGAAGAAGAUGCCUCGUCGUCUGGCUCAGCUGCUGUUCACCCGUCAGAAGACGACAGUCCUCCAGGUCACUCCGACGCUCCUCGUCCGCUUCGGGGAGCAAGUCCUCAGACAGGAAGUGCUGUCGUCCUUCUCCUCGCUGCGGGUGCUCGCUCUGGGAGGAGAGGCCUGCCCCUCUCUGGCUCUGCUGAGGAGCUGGAAGCACGAGGGGAACAAAACCAGGAUCUACAACAUCUACGGCAUUACUGAAGUUUCCUGCUGGGCCUGUGUUUAUGAAGUACCUGAGUCUCACCUGCACCCACACAGCCUUGCUUCAUCCUCUGUGCCUCUCGGGACUCCUCUGAUGGACACGUCGGUCGAGGUCAGAGAUGAAGUCGGCCAUGUUGUUACAGAGGGAGAAGGACAGGUGUUCAUAGGUGGGGAGGAGAGGGUGUGUCUCCUGGAUGACGAAGACGUUGUUGUUCCCGGGACGAAGAGAGCAACCGGAGACUGGGUGAACGUUAAAGACAAACAGCUGUUCUACCUGGGACGCAGAGACCGGAUGAUUAAACGCAACGGGAAACGUGUGAACCUGGAAAACCUGCAGCAGCUCAUACAGAGUCUUCCUGAAGUGGAGGCGUGUGCCGUGUGUUUGCACAAAGCUUCUCGUCUGCUUGCCUUCGUCGUUGCAUCCACAUCUGGAGAGCAGACAUCAGCGUCUGAGCAGGAACCCGUGGGACAGAGUCACCAGGAUCAGACACGCCUCCCAUCUCCUGCAGAGCAGACCAGUGACCUGAGUAGGCGGAUUCUGGACCGGCUGUCUCUACUGGUCCCAUCUCACAGUGUUCCUGACACGCUGGUCCUGGUCCCAGCUUUGAGUCUGACUCAUCACGGUAAAGUAGACCUGGAUGCCCUCAAGAAAAUGUACCAGAAACAGAGACGAAGUUCAGGUUCUUCAUUCAGAGACUUCACCAAACUAAAGCGAAAUCUUGAGUCUUUAUGGAAGGAAACUCUCGGCCUGCCUGAAGAUGAACCCGUCGAGGAGGACUCAAACUUCCUGCUGAGUGGAGGAGACUCUCUGAAGGCUCUGCUCCUCUGUGAGGACGUCCUCGCCGCUGCAGGAGGAGCCUCACCGGAGCUGCUGGAGGUCAUACUUGAUGGGAGUUUCUCUGAAGUCCUGCAGCAUGUGGAGAGGAUGACGGCGACGCUGCCACACAAGAGUGAGACAUCACCACUGUCUGAUGCGAAGAAACGACCUGCUGGAGCUCCCUCUGCAGCGCCAGCGAAGAGAGGACACACAGAGCGGCGGCAGGAGGAGAGACGAGGGUUCAGAGUGUUGAGACGAGCCGGUGCUGUGAUGGAGAGCAAACAUCCAGAGACAGAUGUGAACUCUGAGGAGGAGGGAGCUCUGGAGCUCAGUCUGAGCUGGUCCUCAGACACGGGCCGGUGUGUGGACGCCUCCCCGGUGCUCCUAGUGACAGACACAAAAACCACCGUGUUCAUCGGCUCCCACUCCCACAGGAUCCAGGCGUUAGACCUGACCACAGGGAGCCUCCUGUGGGAGCGAGUCCUCGGGGACAGAAUUGAAGCCUCGGCUGCUGUGUCUCGUUGCGGAAGCCUCGUGGUCAUCGGUUGCUAUGACGGCUGCGUGUACUUCCUGUGCGCUGCGUCCGGAGAGACUCGCUGGGUAUAUAAGACGGGGGACGCUGUGAAGAGCUGUCCUGCUGUGGACCCCGUCACGGGUUCAGUGAUGGUGGGAUCACAUGACGGACACGUUUACGCCCUGAACCCAGAGGUGGAGCAGUGUAUGUGGAGGCGUCACUCUGGAGGUGGAGCUGUGUUCUCCUCCCCGUACCUCCUCUCCUCGCUCAGACGGCUGUACGUGGCGUCACUGGGAGGUCAGCUGCUGUGCCUCAGCGCGGACAGCGGGGAGGUGCUGUGGUCGCUCUGCAGAGACGUCCCUUUCUUCUCGUCACCAAACGGCUCCUCGGGUCAGGUUAUGAUCGGCUCGGUGGACGGGAACAUCUGCUGCUUCAGUGAGGAGGGGAAACUGGUUUGGACGUUUCAAACCGGCGCGCCCGUCUUCUCGUCUCCGUGUGUCACUCCGGAUCAGCAGAGCGUCCUCUGUGGGUCACACGACGGCCGUCUGUACUGUCUGAACCAAACAGACGGCUCUUUAGUUUGGACUUUCCAGACCACGGGGAAGGUUUACUCCAGCCCCUGCGUGUUUGACGGCUCUGUGCUGGGUCUGAGGCGGGCGCUGGUGGCUGUGGCCUCCACGGACGGUGCAGUGUGGAUCCUGGACGGGCACGAUGGACGGAUGCUGACUAAGUUCACUCUCCAGGGGGAGCUGUUCUCAUCCCCUGUGGUGUGUGGACGGUAUCUGGUCCUCGGGUGUCGUAAUGACUUUGUGUAUUGUUUAAAGCUGUCUCUAAAAGAGGAGAAUAAACUGGUUUUAUAAGAAACA